This is a messenger RNA of Guillardia theta CCMP2712, 1878 nucleotides long. RefSeq lists its product as hypothetical. Lineage: Eukaryota; Cryptophyceae; Pyrenomonadales; Geminigeraceae. The record is from RefSeq and is a predicted model, not a curated record. The transcript is spliced from 5 exons. Bases 16 to 1809 code for a protein of 597 amino acids.
AGCCGAAGAGACGCCAUGGGGAGGGGUCGCGUGGCGGGGGUCGCGAUGGCGGCGCUCGGCGUUGCUACCUGUCUCAUCGUACUGGCGAUGAAGAUGCGGGAAGAGAGCACAGAAGGAACUGACGAGCUCCUGCUCAAGGUCGACCUCGAGUCUCACGACCCUUACUCCGCUCCUGCCAACCUCUACCUCUGGUGGGGGCCCAGCACCAACCAUCGUUUCACCGGCAGCGGGGAGCACAUCCGGCACCUUCUGCACAUGGGGAUCAUCGAGGGAGGGGAAUGGAGGGAUCCGAUGUUCCUAGGCAACAACGGAGUAGCUACGUUCCGGUCUCAGAGGUUCAGGAAGAUCAGUGAAACGUGCUGCAGCACCAUCGUCAUUCCGCCCAUGGAGUGGGACUUCCCGGUGUACAACACGCACAAGAUGAUCGGCCAGAGGAUCCGCAACUUCGUGGCCAACGGUAACAUGCUCGUUCUCACCGGCGGCAUUCUAUCGAUUGAGUUCAUCAACUCGUACUUUUUCUACACCAUCGAGCCGGCGGAUGGCAACUACAGCCCUGGACCUUACAGGCGCCUCGAGGACGUUCCGGACUGCAUGCGAGUAGCACCAGAGGUUCUUCCUCAGAAGGGAAUCUCGGUCACGGCUGUCAAGAAGGAUUCCUUGCCCUCGGGCACAGAGGUGUUGUGGGGAACUCCUCGCUCUAGCCCUGUCUUCAUGAUCAAGUUCUGUGAGGCCCAGAGCCCCGAUGAAGGCAUGCCUCCUGUCAAGGUCCUCCCGCGAGACUGCCCGCUCGCCGAGAAGGACGGAAGGCCUUGCUCGUGUGGCUACAUCAUGUACAUCGGGUACAACUACCAGGAGCAGUACCCCACCCGCUGGGACAAGGUGCUCCGGGGGGCGGUGGAGAUCAUGAACCCGGUGUGGCAGGAGCCAGCAGGAGGGCUCAAGGGAAACAAGAAGGUGUUUAUCCCUGGUACUCCUCCCUGCCUCCAGAAGGGCGAGAAGAAGUUCGACUGGCCCAAGUCGGGCGCCUACUCCAAGGACAUGAAGGACCUUGACGACGUGUCGCUCAAGCACGUCGAGCCGGUGCACCAUGAGAGCGGCAACGUCGCAGCUCGGGGAAGGGACGAGACUGCUAAGGAUACGCUGGCCAUGCAGAAAGUAUCUGGGAAGCUGACGCAGGAGAAGCAGGAGAUUAAUGAGUUGCAGACUCAAGUGCAGGAUUUGAAGCACGUCCAUGCGCAGUCGCAGCCGAGGCAGCAAGCUUCUCGCACCCAGACGCUGUCUCAACGGUCCAAGGACAACGAGCCCUCCCUGUCCGAGUUGCGACAGAAAGCAUUGAAGAUCUUGCGAGAGGUGAAGCAGAAGGAGCGCGCGGAUCGACCGGCUGCUGCCCGCAAGGCUGCAUCACUGGCUCCUCAGAGUGAGAGCGCUGAGACGCAGACGUUGGUGAGAGUUGUCACCUCGCUGGCUAAGGACGUGAGCAAGAUUAACCACAAGGUGGACAAGCUCGCAGACUCCGAGAAGAAGGCAGUCAAGGUUCUCCCAGCGCAACCAUCCGAUAAGGAGGAGAAGGAGAUCAAGACGAUGCAGAAGGAGAUGCAGAAGUACAAGAGCAAGGCUCGGAGCCUCGAGCAGGAGCUCAACUACGAGCAGUCUGUGCCCAUGCCAGAGUACACUCAGGCUGAGGAGGAUCACACGACUCCUCUCUUCGCCAAGGGGUCGCGAUCUUGUGGAACUCUCUGCAAGUUGAAGCAGCUCGUGAAGAAGACCCGGCGCAACAUCUCCAAGGAACUGGAAGCCGCCAUUCACUGAUCGACCGUCUCCCCUUUAGCUCUUCACCCUCAUCAUUUCUAGUUUGACUUGAAGUAUUCUUGUGCUCUC